CCAGCUCCAAGUUUGACGUCAGAAUUGCAGGGUAUUUGCUGGCAAUUACCCUUACUGCCUUGUCUAAUGAGCCACUAGCCAAACACUUGACCGGAAUUGUGAAUGAAAGAAUGAUGAACUACGGAUCAAUCAACGAAUCGACGACACCAAGUCAUCCUAUCAGCGGUCCUGAAAGAAUGAUGCUGGGAACAUGGAGUGUGGUCACGAUCAUGUUGGGUGGAUUUGGGAACAUCUUUUUGCUCACCGGUAUAUACAUUGGGCGGUUCAGGAUAGAAAUAACUUCCCAGUGGUUCUUGAGCAACAUGGCAAUAUCAGACGUCCUGUACGUUUUUUUUGUCGUCGUACCCUCUGCAGUCACAAACUUUUCCAACGAAUGGAUCUUCGGGAGGUUCUUAUGUGGUCUGACUGCCAGUCUGAGCAGCAUGUUCUGUAUAAUCCACCUACUCUCUUUAACCCUACUCUCUGCAAAUAAAGUGUUUAGAUGCGUUUUUCCUUUGAGAUCUAUGAGCGCAGAACUAAAUGUUUGUACUGGAACUCUGGUAACUGUUUUGAUGUGGUUUCUCUCCCUUGGACCCGCAGUAGUGAACUACUCUUUGGACCGACCCUUUACAUUCGAUAGAAACCUCGACAGGUGCACGAUCCAUGAUGACAACGCUGAAAUUUUCUGGGUGAAAUUCAACAAGCUCUGCUUUAUCUUCUACGUAGGAAUACCUCUGCUACUCAACGUAGCUGCUAACGCUGGCCUUUUCGUCAUCAUCAUCAAGAAAGCCAACAACAUUAACAAAGGAAAAAUGUUCAUGAUUGUGUCACUUUCGGUGUGUUCCGUUAUCUCAUGGGUGCCAGCAGUUAUCUACGGCACAGUGUUCAACAGUUCAGGAUAUCAUGUCUUCCUAAGAUUCACAAACUAUGUUAUUUCAGUGGAUACAACCUUCUCAACCUUACUUUUGAUCUACUUCUUCCCCUCGUUUGGGUCCUUCAUCUUAGGUAUACUAUCUUGUGGUAAGAAAGGCGAACUAUCACGUUUAAACAGCGAACGAAAGCGGUCUCGUGCAGUCAGUACAACAGUAUACGUCCCUCUUAAAACUAGAUUAUCCCAAAGUCAGUUCGCUACGAGUGAACUUCAUCAAGCCAACAAGACAAUGCCCCCCAGAACAUCAUCACGCCAUAUCCUCCAGACGAUGGCGUCGGUAGAGGAAGUGAAACAAUGAUUGGUCUAAUAUUUUGAACUUUAGACUAUAAAUUGUAUGUGCCAAGCCCUGAGUUACGCAAUUCAUUGCAACAGCAUUCUUUUAUACUCAAAUCGUAAAUUGAAAGACACAAGGCAACCUAUUGGCAUGACUGCAUGUUUUAUGGCACACUUCACAGAUGCCUCAGUGUCCAAUGAUGAUCUCAACGAAAUUAUUUGUUCCUCAACUUCAGCUGUUAAUUAGUUGAUUUUAUUUAAACUGUUUUACACUUGCUUUGGGCACUUUAUCGUAUAACUAUAAAUCUACCACUCUCUAAAAUUAACCCCAUUGGAACAUCAAUAAUUGUCGACAGGCGGUUUUUCUUGAAGUGAUUUACUGAAUUCUGUCAGCUUUAUUAAAACCGCAAGUGGUGUUCGAGUGCAACAACAUCAACGACUGAGUAAUGCAAAUGAUCCGCCGGAGAGCCUAUGUAAUGAACAAACACGAAUAUGUGAACUGAGGUUUUUAUAAUUGAUACCAAUUCUGUACUACUUGAAAU
Molecule: messenger RNA, 1725 nt
Organism: Bolinopsis microptera
Lineage: Eukaryota; Metazoa; Ctenophora; Tentaculata; Lobata; Bolinopsidae
Product: alpha-1A adrenergic receptor-like
Exons: 3
Coding region: 111-1208 (365 amino acids)
Biological process (GO): G protein-coupled receptor signaling pathway
Cellular component (GO): plasma membrane
Molecular function (GO): G protein-coupled receptor activity
Source: RefSeq, a predicted model, not a curated record